CCUCGCUGGGGAGGGGACUAGGCAGCGUGUGUGUGUCGCACGAAGUUGAGCGCAGCCCGGAGUUGGCGGACUUUCGCCUCCCACUGGGUGGGGAGUGGGAGCCUUUAAGAGCGGCUGGGAGCGCGUUGGGCAGCUCGUGUCCAGCGGCGGCUGCCUGCGGGUCCCAGCGGGAUCCAGCCAGGAGCGCUGCGGAGGAGGCCGCCAGGGGCCCUUGCUGUGCUCCCCGCCAUGGGAGAGGAUGGGGUGCAGGCCGAGCGGAGCGGCGCCCACGCUCCGCCGAGCCCCGAGGAGCAGCUGGAGCAGAGCCCCAGCCCGGAGCCCUCGGGCAGCCCCAGCCCGCUGCCUGCCUCGCCGGGAGAGGCGAUCCGGGACGGCUCGCAGGUGAACGCCAUCACCGUGCUCACCCUGCUGGACAAGCUGGUGAACAUGCUGGACUCGGUGCAGGAGAAGCAGCUCAGGAUGGAGCAGCGGCAGAUCGAGCUGGAGGGCUCGGUGAAGGGCAUCCAGGGCGACCUGAGCAAGCUGUGCAAGCACCACACCUCCACCAGCAACGCGGUCAGCAAGCUGCUGGAGAAGUCGCGCAAGGUCAGCGCGCACACCCGCGAGGUGCGGGAGCGCAUGGAGCGCCAGUGCGCGCAGGUCAAGCGGCUGGAGAACAACCACGCGCAGCUGCUGCGCCGCAACCACUUCAAGGUGCUCAUCUUCCAGGAGGAAAAUGAGAUUCCUGCCAACGUGUUUGUGAAAGAACCCGUUCCCAGUAUUACAGAAGGAAAGGAAGAGUCUGUGGAUGAGAACAAAACUCUGGAAGAAACCUUGCAUACGGUGGAGCUGUCGUCCGAUGAUGAAAUGCCUCAUGACGAAGAUGGUCUGGAUGACAGCGUAGAGGAAAAAAUGGGAGAAUCAAGAGCUGAGAAGAUAAAAAGAUCAAGCCUCAAGAAAGUGGACAGCCUCAAGAAAGCAUUUUCUCGCCAAAAUAUUGAGAAAAAGAUGAACAAGAUCAGCACAAAAAUUGUCUCAGUUGAACGACGGGAGAAGAUUAAGAAAUCGCUCACUCCACAUCAUCAGAAAUCCUCCUCCUCCAAAAGCUCCUCUUUCAAAGUGUCUCCCCUCACAUUGAACGUGAAGAAAGUCCAUGAAGGAGAGACCCCUGCUGAAAAUGAGGACAAACCAACAGAAACUACAAGCAGUGAGCAGGCAGCGAAUGAGGAGGAGACCUCAUUUACUGAGGGGCUCUUGGAUAUCACACCUCCAACUUCUCUAAUUGAGGAAGGCAAAGCAAUAGCUGAUUCUCUAGAGAAAGAAAGCAGAGAAGGGGACGUGAUGAUAAACAGCAACAUUGAGCUCUCAAUUGUUGAAGAUGAUGAAGAAUAUGGGACAGCACUAGAAGUUUCUAGCCAGAGACUGUAUGAUGAAAGAAACAAACCAACCAGUGGGGAAACAGAACAAUCUGAUGAAGAAUCAACUCAAGCAGCUGUUCUCCAGAUAGACCAAACUGCAUAAUAAAUCUGAGCCUUCCUUUGUGUUCAGAAAUGCAAACAGGUUUAGUUAAGCAAAGAAGCAGUGUAUAUUUCUGUUACACAUACAAUGUAUCGGGUGACAAUGAUUAAGUUUGUUGUUUUCUGUGCAGUGCUAAUGUAUUGCAUAGUAUUGAGAAGCAGAGUAAACAAGGUCUACUAUGCAGGCAACCUACAAGGUGCUCCAUUCCUAUACUAGGUCAAACAGCUGGUAAUAUUAAUUUAGAGUUGCUGCAGUCAGUUGCAAUUGGAGAGAUCAGGAAAAGAACCUGACCAGUGGAGGCAGGCUGGUCAACUGGAUUUUUAAGUUAGAUCAAGGAAGUGCUUGGAUAGUAGUCAAGAAAUAUUUUUUUUCCCUCUUAUUGCAGUAUUUUGUAGCUGUGUAGUAGUUUUUAUAUAAACUUAAUGUCACUGAACACUCUAGCUUAGCUUACCUUGCCUUGCCAUGUCCUGGAUAUGCUAAUGGAUUCAAUAAUUGUUGUAUAUACCUGCAUAUUUUAUUUUGGGCAUGGCUCCAUUUUACAUUCUGACUAGAAGAGGGUGAAAUCCUGCCUCCUGAAAUCAGGGGAGUUUUGCCAUUGAGUCAGUGGGGCCGGGAUUUCACCCAGAGUCUUUUGUUAGUCACUUAAUAGAAACAACUGUGUUUAUAUGGCAAAGGGAGACAGGAUUUUGUAAUUUACAGCAGUUUAUAGAAAUAGAUGACUGACGAGGAUGUAUGUGUAACUAGCUACAGUACUUACCAUGAGAUCUUAGGUAAUGCUUGGCAAAAACAGUGACAGAGAUAGAAACAAGGGAUGAUACGAUAGAAACUUAGAGGCGAUAUGAUGAAAGAGCAGAAGGGGAGAAUGUGAAAAAGAAACGGAAAAAAUCUCUACUGCCAGUAUAAAGAAUAUACACUCAAAUAACACAAUUAAAUUUCUACUUAUUCCUUAGAGCAGUAUAUUUUCCAUCUUUGCACCUGUACUUAAGAAUAUUUUGAAAAUAGCAUAAUUUAUCUAUAUAAAGAUUUUCAUAUAUGUAAUGCUAUACCUACAGAAUAGUUACAUAGUUACAGGGAUGUAAGGACAAGGUAAAGUUUCGUGUUUCUGGUCAAGAUGUUAAAGGAUAACAGUAUGUUGUGGUUUUAACUGUUUGGCAAAGAGGCCAAUUUAUACAAUCCGUGGGGUUGGAUUCUCCACUAAUGUUACAACUUUCACACACAAAAAAUCCUAUAUAUUCUCAAAUUACAGGUUGCAAAUUUUGAAAAGGCAUUAAAAAUGAGGGGUUAAAGAAAUUUCAUUCCCUUUGAAUUUUCAUUCCAGCUAUUUAUAAAUGAAAAAAGAAAAAAAAAGGAAACCCUUAGUUGCCUUACAUCCAUGUUAUAUUUAUGCAUUGUUUGUUUGUUUUCUGUUGUUUCCUGAAUACUGAAUUCUUGUUACAUAACAUUGCACUAACAUGUUGCUUCCUUCCUUGUAUUAAAAUUACAAAUGAUUUAAAGUUUUCUAAGAAAAAAAUACACAGUACAGAAUGCUUACCAGAGCUCACACCAUGGAGGGAAGCAGUCUCUUGAACCAGUAAAUCGCACUGGAAAUUAGCCUAUAAGCAUAGCGGAUUUUAAACAGGCACUGUUAAAAGUUAAGCUCUUUAUUAUAUAGUAUCACACAAGAACUAUCAUCUGUAAGCAGAAUGAUGACAUAAUCCAUGCAGCUACAUUAUUUUGUAUUAACCAAAAUGUAACUCAGUUAUUCAAUACUUGUACUAACUACAGAUGUGAUAAGUAAAUAAACAAAAAAAAUCAAACUAAUACAACCAUGUCAGUGUUUGGGCAAAGAACUGAGAGAGGUUGGUAAAAACAAAAUUAAAGACUAAACAUUUACUACUUGGUUUAUGUCCCAAUUGACCCAAUAACAUUUAUUUCUUGUUCCCUUGUUCUUAUUUAGAAAUCCAAGCACCAUUUCUCAAAUUUAACUUUUCAAACAUCACCUUGCCAGCUUGCUAAAGCAUCUGAAUAUUUUCAGACAGCUUCGUAAAUUUGAUAGUUCCAUCUGCAUUUUUAUUGCAUUGUACUAGACUUUUAAUACUUUAAAUACUCCUACAAGCAUAAUUGUAUUGAACUGUACAUUUUGUUUAGUCACACAGAUAAAUUUGUGUCUUCUAGAGUGCCACAUAGCCUUAGUAGACUUAAUUUUACUGACAGGCCAAAGCAUACAUGUUUAACCUUUAUGGAACAAUUGUCAACUUCUUGCAGCCAUGAAAUGCUAGCUAGGGAACCGAACAAUGUCUGUUUUGUUUCUCCUUAUAAGCUUUAAUUCAAACAGUACUACUGAAAAAAAUGGCAGUCAGACACUUUUUGUUAUGUUUUACAGACACUGGACUUAAUUACAUGCUCGGUGUUCUAAGAGCUUUAAAACCCCAUACAGUAAGAACUCCAGGUGUUCAGCACCUUUGAAAAAUCAGCCCAAUAGAUAAUUAGUACAAAUAAUUACUUCAAGAAACAUCGUAUACACAGGGAUUAGUCGUAGGGCCAGAACUAAACUUUUUUCUAAGAUUUUAUAUUUAUACAUUUACAAGGACCAACAGGUCUGUAAUCCUAGCAACAUAAAAUUAUCUUUGUAUAAAAUUCAUAAGUUUAUUCUGUUGUCUGCUAUCUGCUUUAUUGCAUCCCAUAACUCAGCUUGGAACAAAGGAAUUUCUCUAUCUUAAAGUCCCUUUCUGUCUUUGAUUUCCUUGACUCCUGAAAAUGAAUAUUAGUCCCUAUAAUAUACUUUCAUGGGCAAAUGUCUGCAGUGGCAACAUGAUAUUUUUUCCAAAAAAAAUUAAAAUAUGUGAUUGUCAACCUGACAUUUCACCUAG
Molecule: messenger RNA, 4346 nt
Organism: Terrapene triunguis (Three-toed box turtle)
Lineage: Eukaryota; Metazoa; Chordata; Testudines; Emydidae
Gene: CAVIN2
Product: caveolae associated protein 2
Exons: 2
Coding region: 229-1500 (423 amino acids)
Cellular component (GO): cytoplasm; caveola
Molecular function (GO): protein kinase C binding
Source: RefSeq, a predicted model, not a curated record